Talaromyces marneffei is the source of this 876-nucleotide messenger RNA. RefSeq lists its product as uncharacterized. The record is from RefSeq and is a predicted model, not a curated record. The transcript is spliced from 8 exons. Lineage: Eukaryota; Fungi; Ascomycota; Eurotiomycetes; Eurotiales; Trichocomaceae. The coding region runs from base 1 to 876 and encodes 291 amino acids. Gene Ontology annotation, molecular function: acetate transmembrane transporter activity. Gene Ontology annotation, cellular component: plasma membrane.
AUGAGUGCCUAUAUCAAUCAAAAUAACGAGUCAACGGGCUCGAUCCAUGAGAAAGACAUUACGUCACAUAAUCUUUCUAGAUCUGUGACUCUAACAGCGGAACAGUUUGAAAAACUGUAUCUAGCUCCGAUGAUUCAUGGCCAGCCUAAAUUGACCAAGCAAUUGGGAAAUCCUACACCAUUAGCAUUAGGUGGAUUCGUUAUUACCACUACUCCGCUUUCGUGUGCUCUAAUGGCCUGGAGAGGAGCUGGUGGAAACGGACUUGCCUUCAUUGGGUCGUUUGUCUUCCUUGGUGGGCUUCUGGUACUCAUCACAAGUAUUCUUGAGUUCAUUCUGGGGAACACGUUUUCAUGCGUUGUGUUCGGUACAGUCGGAUCAUUUUGGUUAGCAUAUGCAGCCACGAUGAUUCCCUCCUUCAAUGCAGUUGCACCGUAUUCCGCAACCUUGAAUAAUACGGCUGCUGGGAUGGCUAGCCCACAGUUCCAAGAUACUUUCGCUUUCUUGUUUAUAACUAUGGCCAUCCUAAUGCUGGUCUUCUUAAUCUGCUCAACACGAACCAACCUCGUAUAUGCGAUUAUAUUUUUCUUGCUGAUUCCAGUGUUUUGCCUCUUAGCAGCUGGUGACUGGACGUUGGCUGAAGGAAACGAGGAUGCUAGUGUGCGAUGCAUUAAAGGAGCUGGAGCUUUACUAUUCGCCUCUAGUCUACUUGGUUUUUAUCUAUUGACUUCCGUGCUUCUUGAGUCUCUGCAAUUCCCAUUCAGACUCCCCGUUGGCGACUUGUCGGGACUCUGGACUUGUAAAGGACGCAAGAGACAUGGUGCAGACUCAGCCAAUACUCGUGCAAACUCGGGUAAUAUUGGAGAUGAAAACGCUUGA